This is a messenger RNA of Periconia digitata, 2239 nucleotides long. The record is from the annotation of a GenBank genome assembly. Lineage: Eukaryota; Fungi; Ascomycota; Dothideomycetes; Pleosporales; Periconiaceae.
UUGGCCCAAGCUCCCCGGUUAGAUCGACGUCAGGGUGAGGAGAGGCCAUGCCCAAAACAUGCUGGGCCAGCACAUCACACUCCGAGACUCCACUUCGAAACCUCUUUCGUCGCCAUCAAUGACAACCACACAAACUCCAGCCCAGCGGUGACAAGGCAGGCCGGUGACUAUGAGUUUUGUUGUCGAUCAAGUCCGUCGAAUCGACGCCCAACUUGACCGACUCCAGCUCUCCACAAGCGGACACUCAGUCGUCGCAUCCUCGCUCUCCACCGACGAGAUCCACGAUCCGCAGCGCGCAGGCCGCAUCGCCCACCUCCAACGCCUCAUCAAGAGCUUAUCGGCGGCAAACUCGGCCAAAGCGAAAAAUGCGCUCGUACCGUCCAAACAGAUCCAGGCUGUGCUCGAGCAAGCUGGGUUGUCAUCGGCGAGUAACAGCACCGGCUGCACGACCUGUCGCAGCCUUUUCGAAGAGCAGCAGCAGCAGCAGCAGCAGCAGCAACAACGGCAUCACGAUGACUAUUCCAGCUCCGGGUCUUCAGCUUCGUCUUCUUCGUCGUACGAGCAUGAGCUAGAGUGGCUAUUGCUCUCCAAAGCAACAACACAAGCUUACGGUUCCGUCCUUUCCACGAUCCUGGACCAAACGAUCCCACUGGAAGAUGAUAUAUGGUACUGGGACGACAUCGUCUCGACUUACCGCUUCGCAGGGCUCUACUCCAUCCAAACCUCGCCAAUCCGCUUAUACAACUGGUCCAAGGACAUCUACCGCGAUGUCACAGCGCGCGGCGGGAGACUAGCGACGGACAGCUGGAGAGAGUUCUACGGGCUUGUCGGCGAAGCCGUUCGGGAUAGGAGUAUUGCGGAUAUCCGGAGAAAGGUUGUCGGACCGUUGGCGCUUGUGAGGAAUGAAGGGAGGAGGAAGACGGAGGCGCUGAAACGAAUCAAGACGAUGAAUGCGAACGCGUUGGGGGUGUUGCUAGGCGAAGGGUUAAGCAAUGAGAGUAUGCAUGAAGACGGGUUCCAAUCACCCAGCCAGUACGGCACCACAGCUGAUAAACGGCAUCGCUGGAAAAGCACCGUCGCAAAGAGCAUCGCGUUGAUGGAUGCUGUGCUGCACACUGUAAAGGACAGCGAGCUUCCGAUCGAUAAGUUCGACGACGCUGUGGCCGCCACCACGCAUGAGGAUCUGUACUACGAACUUCACGAGUCUUCGGGGGAACGAACCGCUACGUCCCUCAGACCAGCCGACGCAGCAGCGCGCCUUCAUAACCUCCUUGCCCACGCCCUCCCCCAAUACUCGUCCAACUUCAACGCCAUGGUCCGCGAAAACGGGCGUCCCUCGCGGCUGGUGCGAUACUGGCUGCCCAUGACGCUCGCCCUCGUCUCCUCCACGACCAUCCUCCGCAUCAUCACGACGCGCAGAGAACAGAUCCUAACCUGGAUCCGCGACCUGGGCCACACGGUGCUGGACUUUUACACAAACUGGAUCCUAGACCCGACCAAGAAAAUCAUCGCGACGAUCCGGCACAACGAAGACAGCGAAGUGUCGAUCCUUUCGAAACGCAGUCUGGAAUCCGACCGCGCGAGUCUGGAACGCAUGGUCGUUGAUUUCGCUGUGGCGCAUCCGGAAGGCACCACCACGCUCACUGAGACGCAGAUCUCGGAGCUCCGCGCCAAAGUGCGAGAAGGCGAUCUCACGCCCGUGCUCAAAGCGUACGAGAAGGACAUCCAGAGUCCCGUCAAAGGCGCCAUCAUGGGGAAUCUAGCCAGCGCGCUGCUCAUCCAAGUCCAGAAGACCAAAGUCGAUGUAGAAGUAGCCAUGAGCGGCAUCGACUCGAUCCUUAAGAGUCAGGAACUGUUAUUCGGAUUCAUAGGUCUCACCCCGGGCCUCCUAAUCUCCCUCUCCCUCUACCGCUCCCUAACCUCGCUCCUCACAACCCGCAAAGGCCUGACCCAAUUCUCCCACCAGACGUCGCUCCUCCUCAUCCUCCGCAACAUCGACCGCAUCCUCGUCGGCGCCUCCCCCACCGAAUUCGGCGAAAUGUCGUACCGCGACCACGGCCUCUUGCUCUGCGAAGUGCACCUGCUGCGCCAGGCCGCGGGCCAAGUCCUCCCGCGCCGCGUGUUUGCCGACUUCUUGGUCGAAAUGGAUGAGCUGGUGGAUGUGCGCGUUGGGCUCGAGAGGCAGAUGAAGGUUGUGGAGAGGGUAAGGUGGGCUUAUGGGAGGUGGUUUACCAAGUAG